Messenger RNA from Sorghum bicolor (sorghum), 1465 nucleotides. Its product is annotated as BI1-like protein. Gene Ontology annotation, cellular component: membrane. The record is from RefSeq and is a predicted model, not a curated record. Bases 325 to 1302 code for a protein of 325 amino acids. NCBI's taxonomy places the organism in Eukaryota, Viridiplantae, Streptophyta, Magnoliopsida, Poales, Poaceae. The transcript has 4 exons.
CCCCCGCACCGCACGGCGCCACUGCCUGAGACCGAGGUGAGCUCGCCGCGCGCUCAAGUGGCGGGAAGCGGCUCCCGCUUUUGGUCAGAGGAAAACAAGGAGGACAAGGGAUCCGGGAAGAAGCGGUGGUGGGAGUGAGAAACGCAAAUUGGGGAUGGAUUCCUCCGCACCUGGCACCUGCUGCGAGAUUUGGUGGGUGAGAGAGCUCACAGCGAAGACGACGACGCGGCGACACCCGUCAGGCUCAAAUGGGCAGACAGCGAUGGCUGUUUGGGUCCACUCACCUGGCACGGACCGCAUGUCUGGACCAUAGCCACGGCCCGCAUGUCUGCACGAUGGGCCUGGUGCACACGCUGCAUUCGGCCCAUGUCGCAAUUGCCUUCUCUUCGAAGGCACCCCCGCAUCGAGAAGGUCGUUUUGUCUUCUUCCCAUCCAAUCUCUCCAAGUACUCCCUGUCCAACUGUUCGUUUGCUUUCCGUCUUCGUCCUCUGUUUGCCCAGUUGUCGUUCGCGUCUCCGCCGGCCGGCCUACGAAACCCUAGCGAAGCGAGCGAGGGAGAGACUAGCGGCCAUGUUCGGGUUCAGGAAGGCGGACCCGGACCUCGAGGCCGGCGGGGCCUCGCUGCUGUACCCGGGGAUGACGGAGAGCCCCGAGCUGCGGUGGGCGUUCGUCCGCAAGAUCUACGUCAUCCUCGCCGUCCAGCUCGCCAUGACGGCCGCCGUCUCCGGCUUCGUCGUCAAGGUGCCCGCCGUCUCCAACUUCUUCGUCUCCUCCAACGCCGGGAUCGCGCUCUACAUCUUCCUCAUCAUCCUGCCCUUCAUCGUGCUGUGCCCUCUGCACUACUACCACCAGAAGCAUCCGGUCAAUCUUCUGCUGCUCGGCCUCUUCACCGUCGCCAUCAGCUUCGCCGUUGGCAUGACAUGCGCUUUCACUAGCGGAAAAAUCAUUUUGGAGGCUGCCAUUCUUACAGCAGUGGUGGUGAUCAGCUUAACUGCUUACACUUUCUGGGCUGCAAAGAGGGGCCAUGAUUUCAACUUCCUUGGUCCCUUCCUAUUUGCUGCUAUCAUGGUGCUCAUGGUGUUUUCACUAAUCCAGAUCUUUUUCCCGCUGGGUAAGGUAUCUGUGAUGAUAUACGGUGGAUUGGCGUCACUUAUCUUCUGUGGAUACAUCAUCUAUGACACGGACAAUAUCAUCAAGCGCUACACCUACGAUGAAUACAUAUGGGCUGCUGUAUCACUCUACCUCGACGUCAUCAACCUGUUCCUGUCUCUGCUGCAGCUGCUGAGGGCAGCUGAUAGCUGAGCUCGUCAAGCUUUCACUUGUUCUCACGUACAUUUGUGUAUAUCACAAACUCUGUAAUGCUCAUGGAUACUCCAAUUUAUAAUUAGAUUCUAUCGGUGCUACCUUAGUUCAAAUUUAUGUCUACCUUAGCGGUUAAGAAUAAUUUUGUGCAUGCAACUGCCAA